UACAGGCAAAACUACUAAACGUAGAGACAUUGUUUAACAAGGAUUUUUUUCAGAAAUCGCUUGCUAAUUACAGACGCCGAAAAUGGCAGUAGCACUUCAGGUCUGGAUGUAAGACAUUCGAUAGCAGUAAAAUCUUCAAAAAUGCGAAUCGGAUCAAAGUGUAUUUAUAUCGAUUACAUAUAACGCCAUUUUGUUUCUUAUGAGAGGUAUCGUGUUUCAAAUGUUACUAAAUAUAACGAAAAGGCAUGUGUCCUUAUCAUUCAAUGAUAUCGAUUCAACAUGAUCCAGUUGUCUAAAUAAUGGGGUAAAGGGGGUAUUUACACUUCCAACCUCUGUUACUAUUCGCUAAAUCAUAUGUCGUCAAUGCUCAUCGAUUCUAUUGAGGAUCUAUAACGUAGUGUUUCGAUAAGAAUCAAAACAGUUAGCAGUGGAAAUGCCCUAUUAUCUAUCUAAAGCUCUGUUGACCGUUCUUAGGUUAUAACUUUACAUUAUGUUUAUAUGAGUGUACUUUCGCUUUAAUUUGGAGUUAUCACGACAGAUGUAAUUUCGGUGGAGUUUUCUGUAAAAGGUCACAAACUAAAGCGAUGUCAAACGGUAUAACGGAGAUAAUAAUAUAUCAAAGAUCAUGGUUUACAAAGAGUAGCUCGAAAAGGACGUAACUUCUCCUUUAUAUCGCCGCUUUUCUUCGAAAAGGUUGUAACUUCAUCUUUAUAUCGCCGCUUUUCUACGAAAAGGUUGUAACUUCACCUUUAUAUCGCCGCUUUUUCAUCGAAAAGGACGUAACUUCACCUUUAUAUCGCCGCUUUCUUCGAAAAGGACGUAACUUCACCUUUAUAUCGCCGCUUUUUUUCGAAAAGGACGUAACUUCACCUUUACACAAGCUUCGGUAACAUCGUAAUUCGAAGACAAGAGGGCCAUGAUGGCCCUGUAUCGCUCCACAUAUUUUUCUGUGAAAAGGGGGCAAUGUGCAUGGAUUGAAAUGUACUCAUGCAUGUGACUUUCUCUCUCUCCCCCUCAUCCCACUGGGGGCUGAUAGUUGGAAGGCUGAGCAUUUUUAUAUAUGGUAAACGUUACUACGGUGUUAACUAAAAAGACUAAAAAGUCCACGAAAUGUCAAACAGGUCCUUUGCUUAUAACGUAGGUAUAUGUAUCUGUCCAAAAGAUAUCGUUGUUCUUUCUCUUUCACAUAUUUGUAUAUGCUGAAAACCAAAUAUAUGCAAGUUCUACGAGAUAAAUUAAAGUUCCUUCCUUCAAUUAUAAGUCUCUUUCCAAAACUCCAAAAAGUAUUUGUAGGUUUUAAAGUGGCUGUUACUUAUAUAGCUCAUGACAUGCAAAAUACCGAAUUACGUAGAGCACCUGAACUUUACGCGCCAAUCUUGAGGCAGUAGUGAGUGUAGCAGGAUUGUAAACCAGGUGAAAAAGUUUAUUGUUCAAAGAAAAUAUUUGUCUGAGGAAAUAUAAAAUUACAAAUUUGUCAAUAUUCAUGAAACGCUGAAAAGAAGUAGGAAGGAAAACCUUGUAGAGGUUGGUUGUUGAACAAAGUAAACGGUCAUGAGACAAACAAUCAACAUUAUAAUUCAUCAAGAUGUUGCCAUCAUGGCAAUACUUUUUGCAUAUGGUGUGAGGUUAAAAUAGAUAUGACAAACCAUUAGCUUGAACUAAUUUUCCUUUACUUUCUCCAUCUGAAGUUGGUUACCUGUCAUGUUUGCUUUUGAAAAACACUAUGAUUUCCAUAUAUUGAAAUAAGGUAUCUGACCUAUUCUCUGAUAGGUUGCAAGUAGUAUACUUAGCGGCAGUCACGGUAUAAACAUGGUGAUCGUUGGUAGAAUAUUAUAUUUGUAGAUAUAUAUUUUUUAGGUUUGAUUCUCCUUUCGUUUUCGGUGUUGAAGAUUAAAAUCACUUAUUUCUCUGAUUUUAGGUUUGUUUUGAACACAUCUUUUUUGCAAUCUGUUUGUAAAUGAUAAAAUGAUGUAAUUCAUAAAAAAAUAAAAUAUGUUUGAAUUCUUAACCAUUUUAUCUCUUUAAAUCUUCAGAACCCCCCUUCAAAUAGAAAAAAAUAAGAUUAACGUUAAUCCCACAUAAAGCAAAAAGCCCCGCCCACAGCAAAUCUGAAAUGCUAUCUUAACUUUUAAUAUUGCAGUUUGUUUGACUAGUUUAAAAUUAUACAAUUUAUUGUUUUAAAUACAAUAGUGGCUGUUUAUUCUGUAUAAGGAACUGUAGCAUAUACUAUACAAUGGUCCGACCAAACACUAUCUAUAACAUCAGAACAAUAAAGUUUCAUGUUUGUAUAAACGUGAUCUAUCAAUGAUCCAGAUGAAUGUGUAGGUUUUUUCUCAAGCUGUUUGCAUCCAUAUGUUUAGCAUAAAGUUCGACAUAUCUUCAUUUUUGUACAAGUUUAUUUUCAGAUCACCUUGUAUAAUGAGACAUUCUUCCUGCCUGUGUGCAAGAUUCGUAUAUAGAAACGUUUUGAGGUGUUUUGCUGAUUAAGUUGGGGAAUCACGACCGAGGGAAUCUGAUUUUAAAAUGUGUCUCAUUUGACCAAGAUUGCUUCCACGAUAUUCGCAAGGUGUGUGCGGACGUCCGCCAAACGGAAUGGAAAUUUGAAUAUGUUCCCGAACUCUCAGACCUACCUUCAGACAAGUACAUGUCGGUAAAUGAAGGAAAAUGGCUCACCGAUUCUAAUAAAAGGGAGCUUUUGAAAGAGAUAGGGAGCAUGAACGGGGUAGACCACGAGGUAUUGCAGAAACUAUCCGUCCACGAUGUGGUCUUACUUGGUAGCACGCAGGACGGCCUUUACCUAGAAAAAGGAUUUCAGGUAUUUGACAAGGGUGUUACUAGUUUAAAUGCAAGUGAUGUUGACAUUCUCUAUAUAUAUGGAGGUAUUAACGUUAUCAAAGAGUCUAUUGGCAAUGAGAAUGGUCUUUGGCUCACCCCGAGAGAAACGGAUUUUCCAGGCUACUUCAAAAUGCAAAUCAUGGCAAAGUCCUUUGAGAAACACGAACCAUUUUAUCUUAAGAACACCCACGUAAAGAUGAAACUGUUAUUUGAGUUGGGUACAUGCCAACAUUACGUUGUGGCGUCGAGUUUAAUUGAUGUUUUCAACUCGGCAUCAAUAGUCGGGUGUAUGGAAGAUGAACACGGAAUUAUUAACAUCGAUAAUGUUGCUGCUUUGCGAAUGUAUGAAUGGCCGGACAUUGCACACGAAUUCACAAAUAGGGACAGGCAACAUGCAUGGCCAGCUCAAGCAUUGAUCGAGCAUGUGACCAGUAGAGGUUGCGGUUUUGUUGCUAAGGGUCACAACGAGAGUGAAGAUUUUGAGUAUCAGUGGCGAAUUUCCUUUGCAGAGUCGGAGAAGAUAUUGUCAAGAUCUUUAAACCCAGCACAAAUCCGAGCAUACCUCUUCCUUAAAACCUUAUUUAAAACACAUCUCGAAGAUGAAGAUGAUCCUGAAGGGUUAUCAAGCUACAUGAUGAAAACCAUCCUGUUUUGGACCAUUGAAUCGGUGGAUGGAAGGAUAUGGACAGACGAGAACAUGUUGAACUGUGUAGAAAUACUACUUGACAGACUCGCCAUGUCUCUAGAUCGCGGAGUAAUAUCAAGCUUCUUUGCGCCAACACUUAAUCUCAUUGGCAACCUCGAUAGGGAGAAGAAAUCAAUUCUUGCGAACAAAGUGAGAAGCCUUACCCGAGACCUGUUUUCGUCUAUUGUUACCUGCGUGGAAAACCCCUCAUUUAACGGAAUGUGUAAUACCGGUACACCACUUCAACAAAUGUACAAGUUGCAAGAUCCCACUGAAUUCGGAGCGUUGUUAAGCAUGAUACAUUUUACAUCAUAUCUCUAUCUUAGACUUCAAGUACUAAUGUACCAGCAAAAAAUAUCCGUAAGUGCGCUGAACUCUGUUCUGGAACAAGCAUGUAGAAGUGUGUGUUCUGUUAUCGCACCAAGAGCAGUUUGGUAUCUGUUAGAAUCCAUCAAACUACAACCAAACACGUCCUUGUUUUCAAUCCGUAAGGACUCAGAUGAAAGUUAUACCCUUGAUGUAUCCGGCAUGAGAAGGCACGUUGUGGAUUUCUGGCGGAGUGCAAACUACAGCGGUCUGUUUACGAGCGUUAUUAAAGACCAGGAGAUAAUUACCGGCGAUGCAAUAGAUUCUAUACCAGAAUUUGAUGAGUUUAUGGAGUGGGUGAACACAACGUGUCUGUGGUCAGGGGCACACCCUGUCAACCGUCUCACAGAGAAAUACCCGCCUAACCUCGACUGAAAUGUUAUAUUUGGCGCGCUACCGGUCAACGGUCACACAGAGAAAUACCCGCCUAGCAUAGACUGAAAUUGUAUCAUUGGUUUUCUAAAAGUUUUCAAAAAGGUACAAAUCGUCUGUCUCUCUCGAGGGUGACAUACUUCCAAUCUUGUCUUAAGUGAUAAUGCUUCCAUUUGAUCCAGACAUACGAGUUACUUAUAGUGAUCUCUGUAAAAGUAUUGAGCAGACGAAGUUGAACAACAUCAAAUGACAUCCGCAUUCGGUACUUUAGCGGAAACCACUGCUCAAUAAUUGAUAUAAACUCUGCUCGUUAUGAGCGGUAUACUCGAACGCCGCAGCAGUGUUUUUUGUAUUAGUUCUCUCUUUAGAUUUCCACAGAAGUUUUUCUAUUCUGGUGUUCUUCCGUCAUUGAAGUUAUUACCCCAUUCAAAAGGUAUGCUAUGGCAUACACCAACUUUGACUCAAGAAUUUCACUGACUUUUUCAUAGCCUCAUGCUGUGCAUGUAUAAUGUACACGAUUGAAAUAUAGUGUUGUUCUGUUCUACACAAAUAACAUAACUUCAGCUCGCCCUACGCUUAUGAGCGCAACGCUGAUUUACAAAAAAAACACGCUACUGAGUUGUGAUAUGAAUGUUAUCGGUCAGGGAUUGGGAGAAUUGACAAAUCAGGGAGUUUACCGAGCCGAUUUGUCAAUUCUACACAUCACUGACCGGUAACAUUCAUAUCACAACUCAGUAGCAUAAUAUUCUAUUUAUCUGGAAACUCUGCAUAGAUAUUCUAAUUAAAAUAGGAUAUAUGUUUAUAGUAUUCAAUGAAAAAGACUUCCUCGCGUCUACGAAGUAUGUCAUCAAAAUGACGCGUGUAUGACUUCAUCGUGCAAACAGUUACAGCGGAAAUGGUAUCACGUGGUCCAUUGACCUGAUAUAACUAAAUGUUAUCAGGCAGGUGUUAUCGGUCACUAAAUAUGCCUUUGUCAAAAUAAAUUUAAAUACCGUAACUACAGCUUGUGACGAGCUUAAUUUACGUUCUUUUAAAAGAAAACCGGCGUUGCGCUCACAUUCUAUCUUUUAAAAUAGAGGCAAUUUACUUAUGCCGAUGGAAUCGUCGAGUAUCCGGGCUGGUUAUUUUUUUCAACCUUUAACCGCAACUUUAACGGAGCUAUUUAACCCAUUUGUGCCUAGCGUCCUCAAAAAAGGCCUUGGCAACCAGCGUAGACCCAGAUGAGACGCCGCAUGAUGAGGCGUCUUAUCAGGGUCUACGCUGUUUGCCAAUAAAGGAAUUUCUGUAAGAAACAUUCUAAAGAUAGAUUUUUUUCCAGAAAACCCCCAUCGUCGGUUACCCAUGACUAAUUCAUUCCGUUACUCUCCAGCAAUAGAUGCUGGAGAGUAACGGAUGAAUUAGUCAUGGGUAACCGACGAUGUGGAUUUACUUGUUUGAUAAUUAUACGGGAGUAACUGACAUUGAAAAAACGGAGAGUUGUCGUUCGUUCGGUACGUAUCGCGUAAGAUGUAAACAAAAGAAACGAAAACACGUUCUGCACCUCAGAUCGCUGAAAAAAUAAUAUAUACUGGUAAAGUCAAUUCAAAUUUACGCAUACAAUUAUAUAUUCAUUGAGUGAUAUACUUAUAAAUCUAGUUUGUUGAUAUUUGUAUUUUAAUUCUGCAUUGUCAUAUAAUAUGCGACCCUGAACUUUUCAUCAGUAAAAGUUUUGAAAUUCGGAUAAUAGCUUCCUGCUUUUAAAACGGUGCAUGUUGCAUUAUGCAAUUGAUACCCAACAUUUUGUCCUAUCCUGUUAGGUAUUUCAUUGAUUCAUAGUCAGUAUUAAUGUGUGUUUAGUUUUAAUAUUGAUCGAUAUUCUUCUGUCACUGUCGCACUUAACUAUCAGUUUCUGAAAACAUGUGUUUUAACUGCAAUAUAAAAUCAGUUUAGUGAAAUUUUCUUGAUUAUUCGUUUACUAAAUUAUGCUGUUUUGAACUGAUUUUGGUUUAAAUAUUUUCUUUAGAAGACUGUGUGAGAGUAUUGUGAUUGGUCAUAGACUAGUUCAGAGUUGUAUUGUUUAAUUACAAUGUCCAAUGACCAAGUUAAUUGACCGAGUUGUUCUUCGGAUACAGCACCAGGGUUCAGGAUCACGUGACUUUUUGUUGUUCCCAUUUGAACUUUAAUGGAUUAAACAAACCGGUUUGUGGUGCUUUUUUUCAGAUGAUUUUUAAAAAUAACAACACUUUUUCUUAAGAAUUUUAACUAGUGCAUAUAACAGACAGACAGGUUUUUGUUGUUGCUUAUGGCAAUGUGAAAUACAUCAUAAUUAUAUUACUUUAUUUGAUAAGCCAGUGUUCUUGGCAAAAAAUGUGUAACGCAUUUAUGUUUAUGGUUAUGUUGCAAGCAACUUUAAAUUUUGGCAUUGAUUUUACAUGUUUUUAAUUAUUUAUGUUUAAAUCUUAAGAUAUCGGUACAAAAUGCAAGAAAUACAGUCUUUUAUCAGGGCUUUUCAUCAGGAAAUUGGGAAGAGGCCCUAGCCUUUCAAAUUGGGAAUUGCAUGCGCGUUAACUGCUCAUUUUGGGAAGACUGUUUUUUUUAAGUUUUUGAAACAGGGUCUUUUUCAUUUUGCAGAAGUAUUAAAAGACACAUUGUGGUGCAUUCUUAAUCAUAUUAGAGCUCAUUGCUUUCAAUUUCGAAGAUGCCCAAUAUGUCAAAGUAAGUAAAAAAAAAAAUUUUACAAUUUGGGAAAUUCCUCUAUCAAUUUUGAGAUAAAAAGACCUUAUUUUCAAUUGGAAAUAAGGAAAAAGCCCCCCUCCCUCCUGGCGGCCAUGUUUUUUUCCGAUCCAAACCAUUUCGAACUCAACUGUACUAUCCAGGGAACAAAUUUUCUGACCAAAUUUCAAUUUCACUUCUUUAUAUUAUACUACAAUGGAGACGCCAGUCUCCUUCUCAAGGGCUACGUACGUCUGGUAGUCCUUUCCUUGGUAAGAUGCAAGUACUUUGGCGUAUAUUGCGUACACCUUUGUGUUUGCUACGGAUGUCUACGCAUGUCGCAGUCUCUGGACGAAUCCUUUUUUUUCUUUUUUUCUUGUAUUUUUUUAUUCAAUAUAAUACAUACAAUGUAAGCAUGUAUGUGAUCAUAAAACAAAUUGAAACCAUGUAGCAACAAUAAUGUUCAAACAUGUUAUACAAGAUAUGCUAAUAUAUUCUUUAAAAUAAGAAAAAAAAAGAAAAGAAAAAAAAGAAAAGACAGAAAAGAAAAGAAAAACAAAGAACAACAGAAUAAUAAUGAAUAAGGAUGAGUUGUAUGAAGUAGUUAGAAAGAAUACUGGACUUGUUAUGAAAAUUUAAUGCGUUUCCAUUUUUGUUCCAAUAUAUGAAGUGUAUUAUUGAUUAGGGCUAUUUCUUUUUCAAUUUGAAUAUAUUAUUGUUAGGGCUAUUUCUUUUUCAAUUUGAAUAUACAGUUGUAAAUAAUUGAUUAAACAGUUCGUUGUAGGUGUUGUUUUUCUGUAUUUCAUAUUGAAUAUGAAAUAUUUCAUUAAUAUAAUUAUGUAAUUCACAGCAUUAUUGAAUUCUUGUAUUUUGAAGGUAUUUACCCCUAAACUGACGUUUAAGAGAGAUAAUUUGUUUAACAUUUAAUUGUUGUUUCUCUAGAAAUGUUGUCAAUUGAUUCCAUAGAGAUUGAAUAUGUUUACACUCCCAUAAAAGGUGUUUUAUUGUUUCAAUAUGUUCACUACACAUAUCACAUAGAUUUGUAUUGGAUAGAUUGCACUUAAAAAGAUAUUUAUUUGCAGCCAUGAUUCUCUGGAUGUUUUUAUAUUGAAAAUUUCUUAGUGUGCUAUAAGUAGUUGAUGUAUAUGGCAUGAUAAAUAUUUGUUUCCAAUUUAAUUAUUUUUCUUCAAGAAGGGUUUGCCAUUUAGUUUGAGCUUAAGAGAUUUCGGUAGGGAUUUUUAAUUUGAAGUGUGUUAAUAUUUUGUUCGUUUUGUUUUGUUUUGCAAUUAUGUUUUCUACGAAAAUUUUGGAGUACAUGGUGUGUUAUUUGUUUUGUAACAGCUUUCAUAUGUAUGGCUAUACUUUUGAUCAAUGUGUAGUACAUCAGGAAAUUACUUGUAGGUAUUCCGAAUAUGUAGCAUAAGUUAUCAAAAGAAUAGAAGUCGUUUCUUCUGUAGUCGUACAAUUGAUCAACAUAUUUUAUGUUUCGUUCAAACCAAUGUUUAUAGAAAAGUGUUUUAUUGUUAGUUGUUAUGUCUUAAUUGUUCCAUAAAAUGAUUUUACUGUU
Molecule: messenger RNA, 8516 nt
Organism: Dreissena polymorpha
Lineage: Eukaryota; Metazoa; Mollusca; Bivalvia; Myida; Dreissenidae
Exons: 4
Coding region: 2645-4261 (538 amino acids)
Source: RefSeq, a predicted model, not a curated record